CGUCAACGGCUGUUGUUGUUUCGGACGACGGAGAGGAAACAAAAAAACAUUCCACUUAUGGUCCCAUUUAGAUAGAUUUUGUGUCCUUUGUCUGGAUGGAUUUUGGGUUUUGGUCAUCUUGAAACAAUUCCCUCGAGACGCUGAACCAGCAGGUCAAACCCCACUGGAGCUAAUUUCGCAGGCGGCUCUCAGCCAAGCGUUAGUGAGCGACUGCUGGGCACGCAGUGACGAAACGACAGAACCCGACCACAUCUCCCCCACUUGCAACCGCUCUGCACCACUGGCCAUCCUACUCCCAGCAGCACCUAACCAACCUCGAUCGCGCCCCUCAGCAGAGUUGUUACGCGGAAUAAGUGUUUGUCGGCCAAGCGACGGGAUCUCGCAAGGUUCAUUGCGCAAUCAUGAACCCUCAUCAGGCAAAGAAAAUCGACAUCAAGUCUCUCUCGCCCGACGAGCAGCGGCUGUUCCGCCUGUAUGGCAAACUCCCCAACCGCACCGACCACCUUGCCAAGCAUCUGAAGGAACGCAAGUACUUCGACAGCGGCGACUAUGCCAUGAGCAAGGCCGGAAAGGGCGACAGCGUCGACACGGGCGCCGUCGGAAGCCAGCAUCCCGUCCCCGAGAACAUCCCCCAUCUCUCUAGCCCGGUUAGCGGGCCCAACGGCAUCAGCAGUCUUCUGCACGCCCACCAUCAACAUCAUCCGAGCAUGCAGGCCGGCAGUCCCGUCAAGGAGAGCAGUUUCUUGAACCGCGAGACUAGCGCGGAGGACCUCGAGGCGGAAAACAAAAACGAGGACCAGCCCUCUAAAGAGUCAGAGACGGCAACCCAGGCGGCCGCUGGCGAGCAACAGGAACUUCCCGUUCGUCGGUGAGCUGUGCGGCCUCAACGGAAGGUUAAAGGACGUGUCGAGUUGCGAGUCGUCGCCGUGCCCUGUGUUGCCUUGAGAGGCCCUUCUGCUCUCUGAUUUCAAGACCAUGCUUACAUCUUGCUU
Messenger RNA from Thermothelomyces thermophilus ATCC 42464, 992 nucleotides. RefSeq lists its product as uncharacterized. The coding region runs from base 402 to 872 and encodes 156 amino acids. The record is from RefSeq and is a predicted model, not a curated record. Gene Ontology annotation, cellular component: cytoplasm. Gene Ontology annotation, molecular function: protein phosphatase inhibitor activity. Lineage: Eukaryota; Fungi; Ascomycota; Sordariomycetes; Sordariales; Chaetomiaceae. The transcript is spliced from 3 exons.